CACGGGCAGGCCUAACCUUUCUAGGGCUAUGAUUAUGGAGGGCUUUGUCUGUUCCCCCUUCAGCACGUACCAGGGCUUCAGGGGCAGCCCCGCGCCCGGCCGCGGCCAGGACCCGUCGGCUAAGCAGCCUAGCUGGAAGCAGAGCAAGAGCGGCGGCAUCAGCCCGUUCCUCGGGGGGCAAGCGACUUUCCAGUUCUUGGAGCAGAAGUAUGGCUAUUUCCACUGCAAAGACUGCAAGACCAGAUGGGAGAGUGCUUAUGUGUGGUGCAUUUCUGGAAGCAACAAGGUGUACUUCAAGCAGCUGUGUCGAAAAUGCCAAAAGGGUUUCAAUCCCUAUCGAGUGGAAGCAAUCCAGUGCCAGAUCUGUUCAAGGACUCGUUGCUCCUGCCCUCAGAAGAAAAGACACAUUGAUCUCAAGAGACCACAUCGCCAAGAACUUUGUGGCCGCUGCAAAGGGAAGAGGCUAUCCUGUGAUAACACUUACAGCUUCAAAUACAUUGUCUGAUCUGUGUACCCUCUUCUGUUUUGUGCUUUGCACUUUGUCAGUCUUUUGCAGUGUUUUGACUUAAGGCUUUUGACCUGGCAUUGGAUAAUGGACAAAGACAUUUGUAUUAUUUAUAAAGUAUGUAACUUCACUGUAUAUAUGCUGUAAAUAAAGUUGAAGAAAAGUUUGCA
Messenger RNA from Manacus vitellinus (golden-collared manakin), 675 nucleotides. RefSeq names its product zygote arrest 1 like (gene ZAR1L). The record is from RefSeq and is a predicted model, not a curated record. Lineage: Eukaryota; Metazoa; Chordata; Aves; Passeriformes; Pipridae. Gene Ontology annotation, biological process: translation. Bases 29 to 505 code for a protein of 158 amino acids. Gene Ontology annotation, molecular function: mRNA base-pairing post-transcriptional repressor activity. The transcript has 5 exons. Gene Ontology annotation, cellular component: cytoplasm.